ACAUUAUGUACCUGUACAUAUGUACAUACACAGAUACCGACGUUGUUAUUGUAAGUACUUCUACGAUAAUUUAACAUUCUGAUGUCCUCGGUGUUAGAAGUAUAAACCUCAAAAUAAAUACAACACAGCGGUACCUUAGGGCGGGCCAUACACCACUAGUGUGUCAAGAAGUGGGUGCGAAAACACAUUCAGUCACCAUGACAACGACAGCCGAGGCGUCGAUACUGACGCCUUCCCACACACCUACGUUACAUAACAACCAAAGGACAUAGGAUAACUUCUCCAUGGACUUUGAUAACGCUAAAGCACAAGCCAGGUCCAUCCUAGGGCCUACGAAGGAUGCUGAGUUCCUUCAGAGCUUCGUCCGAGUCGGUAUAGGCGAUGAAGAAGAAGAAACACCCGUGCAGAAAGCCUCGAUCAGCAAGAGAGCACCACAUUCUGCUGAACCAGAAAUCGAGGAUGAGAAACAGGCAGUCAAGGAGAGAAAGGAGUCAGUUAAGCCGAAAAAGAAAUGGAAGAGGAAGCCAAAACGCGAGAGGAGACGACGCGAAGAGGAGUUGUAUACGGACAAGGAUCGGGCUGCAGCUGUGGUGAUGGGCUCGAAGGACAUCAAGCAGUCGUUGAACUUGAAGGACAAAGCAGAGCGUAGUAGCGCUCUACAGCUACCUGAUGAAGCCGACGCCGGCACGCUGCUGGCUCUCGCUAGGGCUGAGAUGAUGAGGGAGCGAUACCGUACCGCUGUGUUGUUCGUCAAUAAGGCCAUUGAACUAGCUCCCGACGAGAAAGCAGCCUACGUUGCUCGCAGUAAAUGCUACCUCCUCCUCGGUGAGCCUCGUUCAGCACUGAUAGACGCUGAAGCAGCGCUUAAACUAGACCCUAAGGAUGCUAAAGCCCUACUUCGGAAGGCAGAAGCUCUCUACUACUGCGGAGAGUUUGAAAUGAGUCUUGUACAUUAUCACCGAGGAUUGAGAGCCAGGCCUGACCUGAAUGACUUCAGACUUGGAGUCCAAAAAGCACAGGAAGCCAUUGAAAACACGAUCGGUGCAGUGAAAGUGGUGAAGAAAGCUCCGAAGAAGAGAUCAAAAUCUGCGAGGCCAGUGCUGGGACAGCUGAACUCCGACAAGAUCUACCUUGAGAACUUGUUGAAGAACCCUGACUUGGCCAUCGCAGACAAGAAGAACGACGUGGUGAUGAGACAGGCAGAGGAAGCCAUCAGGUUCUUAGAAAACCGCGAGGAGUUUUGGAGACAACAGCAAACCACUACUAUCAGUAUUGAAUAAUUAAUGCAUGAUUAAUGAGAAACAAACGACGGUGGAUUAAUGCAUGACCAGAUUAUUCUAUUCGUUUGCUAAUAGAAAAUACUAAGUGUCACAAAAAGUAUUUUUAACUUUUCAGAGUUAGACCUUUGGUUAAUCUUAGGUAAAUUGGAAGUAAAAUAAAUUCAUAGUAAUUACAAUCGUCGUUU
This is a messenger RNA of Spodoptera frugiperda (fall armyworm), 1465 nucleotides long. Its product is annotated as outer dynein arm-docking complex subunit 4. The coding region runs from base 285 to 1280 and encodes 331 amino acids. The transcript is spliced from 4 exons. Gene Ontology annotation, molecular function: protein binding. The record is from RefSeq and is a predicted model, not a curated record. NCBI's taxonomy places the organism in Eukaryota, Metazoa, Arthropoda, Insecta, Lepidoptera, Noctuidae.